Molecule: messenger RNA, 520 nt
Organism: Leptopilina heterotoma
Lineage: Eukaryota; Metazoa; Arthropoda; Insecta; Hymenoptera; Figitidae
Gene: RpL31
Product: 60S ribosomal protein L31
Exons: 3
Coding region: 48-488 (146 amino acids)
Biological process (GO): cytoplasmic translation
Cellular component (GO): ribosome; cytosolic large ribosomal subunit
Molecular function (GO): structural constituent of ribosome
Source: RefSeq, a predicted model, not a curated record
AGACUCCACUGCAAGUCCUGUGAAACGAGCCUAAUGGUGAAAAUUGAAUGCCUUUUGGAACGUCGACGCGGUCGACCUUCUCUUUUGUUAAAAACACUCCUUAUCGGAAAGGCAAGAUGGUUAAACCUGGAGAGAAGAAAGGCAAAAGUGCCAUCAAUGAGGUGGUGACACGCGAAUACACAGUGAACCUCCACAAACGUUUGCAUGGCAUCGGUUUCAAGUACCGAGCACCAAGAGCGAUUAAGGAGAUUCGCAAAUUUGCCGAAAAACAAAUGGGUACUCCAGAUGUGCGAAUUGAUACCCGUCUAAACAAACAACUUUGGUCCAAAGGAAUCAGAAAUGUACCUUUCCGUGUUCGCGUGAGGCUCAGCAGAAGGAGGAACGACGACGAGGAUUCAGUAAACAAAUUAUACACCCUCGUCACAUACAUCCCCGUCGGUACAUUUAAGGGUCUCCAAACAGAAAAUGUAGACGCGAGCCAAGAUUAAUUUAUAAUUAAUAAAAAUUCCUUUGAUCAUUA